AUGGCCGACAAGAACACUUCGACCGCACCCGCCGUGCCUCCGCCAACCCGCCCCAACCGGCCAUUGAGCGAGGCAUUGUUGAACGAGAAGUGGGACCACUGCCUCAGCACCCUCCUCAUUCGAAGCACGCUCGGUGCAUCUUUUGGCGUCAUCUUCUCCGUCCUCCUGUUCAAGCGGAGAUCGUGGCCAGUCUGGGCAGGUCUUGGAUUUGGUGCUGGAAGAGCUUGGGAAGAAUGUGAUAGCAGCUUCAAGCGCGCAACCGCGCCCUCCCGAGACGGCCUCCGUGUGCUCAGACCUUGA
Messenger RNA from Zasmidium cellare ATCC 36951, 300 nucleotides. RefSeq lists its product as uncharacterized. The transcript is spliced from 3 exons. Bases 1 to 300 code for a protein of 99 amino acids. The record is from RefSeq and is a predicted model, not a curated record. NCBI's taxonomy places the organism in Eukaryota, Fungi, Ascomycota, Dothideomycetes, Mycosphaerellales, Mycosphaerellaceae. Gene Ontology annotation, cellular component: mitochondrion; mitochondrial inner membrane; MICOS complex.